Molecule: messenger RNA, 978 nt
Organism: Alnus glutinosa
Lineage: Eukaryota; Viridiplantae; Streptophyta; Magnoliopsida; Fagales; Betulaceae
Exons: 1
Coding region: 85-690 (201 amino acids)
Source: RefSeq, a predicted model, not a curated record
UAGGUUUGCCAAUUUACACAGCCAAACACGGCUUACAAGAAAAAAGAUAAGGAAAAAAGCCUCUCUCUCUCUUCUGCAACAAAAAUGGCGGCAACUUCUAGAAGAUCGUCAAGCGGACAGAUCAACCGAGAAAUCUCCUCCGGAAGAUUAUACGGAUCUCAGUCUCACUCACGCUCUUCUUCUUCCUCGUACUUUGCCUCUUCCACCUCGACCUUCUCCUCCAGAUCCUCCAGAUUCUUCACUCGCUCUACUUCUCCUACGCGUAUCAACUUGUGCGGAACCUCUCCCUCCGCGUCGUCCGUACGAUUUUCCAUCGACCGCUCAACCUCCCCCAACAGAUCCAUCUCCGUUUCGCCCCGCGGCGUCGGUGGCAGCAGCGGUCAGAUCGUGAAAGGGCAGGGUUCGAAGAGAACCUGUAUGUGCUCGCCUACCACCCACCCCGGCUCGUUCAGGUGCAGCUUACACAAGGGAUUCGGCUCGCAGCCAGCGGUGCCGUACUCGCCGAACAGGCUGAACGCGCGGCGAUCGGCCAUGACGAACUCGCUGGUGAGGAUUGGCGGCGUCGAAGGUGAUUUGGUGAAGCGAGCAUUGGCGGCUUUGAUUCGGCCCUCUUCGCACCAGCAGCGUAGGCGAUCCAACUUCCAGCCAAGGCCGAGCCGGCUCUCCGUCAUGUCCAAAGCUGAGGAAUGAUUAGGGUACGUUGAUAGAUUUAACUUCUGUGCCUGACUGUUAACUGACGGCGACGGCGGCGUCAGAUUCCUCGGCUUUCUGGUUCUUGAAGAGUCAGAUUACAACGAAAUGUUUUGUGAUCUGAUCCGGUUGGACAAGUUGAUGAUUCGGAGCGGACUUGGAUUUUUUUUUUUGUAAUCCGGUGACCGAAAUUCGAUUUGAGGAACUAUGAGACAAUACACCUGUCUGUAUAGAUAUAUAAAAUUGAUAUAUCAUAUAUGUCAUGGCGGCCAUUGAAGCGGACCCUAA